AUGUCAACAAGGAGACGGCGGCCCCUCCGCUCGCCCCCGCACCCGCAGCCCGCAGCGCUUCGGAGGUGCCUCACCGGAAGGGGAAGCGACGUCAGCGUCGUCGUGGCCGGCCCGCCACCGCCCCCCGUAGUUCAUCCUCCAGCAGCGGCGACGCUCCACGCACCAGGUGGAGGCCGCGGCGGCGCUACCGCAGGCGGAAGCUACGUGCGGGUCUUCGAGCUCCUCGUCCGCCUCCGGCAGCAGUUGGGAGCUGCGGCGCUAGAGGCGGAGGCCCAGCCGCCGUUGUCGCGCCUGCGUCCGCAGCAGCGUGGGCGCGCGGAGGCCGAGUGGCAGACGUUUCUGCAGGAGUUCCACGCAGUCUACAGCGGACUGGCGGAUGAGCUGUCUAUAGAGUCAUCAGACGAGACGGCGGCCCCUCCGCUCGCCCCCGCACCCGCAGCCCGCAGCGCUUCGGAGGUGCCGCACCGGAAGGGGAAGCGACGUCAGCGUCGUCGUGGCCGGCCCGCCGCCGCCCCCCGUAGUUCAUCCUCCAGCAGCGGCGAGGCUCCACGCACCAGGUGGAGGCCGCGGCGGCGCUACCGCAGGCGGAAGCUACGUGCGGGUCUUCGAGGAGACGGCGGCCCCUCCGCUCGCCCCCGCACCCGCAGCCCGCAGUGCUUCAGAGGUGCCGCACCGGAAGGGGAAGCGACGUCAGCGUCGUCGUGGAAGGCCCACCACCGCCCCCCGCAGCUCAUCCUCCAGCAGUGGCGAGGCUCCGCACACCAGGUGGAGGCCGCGGCGGCGCUACCGCAGGCGGAAGCUACGUGCGGGUCUUCGAGGUGCGUGUAA
Molecule: messenger RNA, 828 nt
Organism: Schistocerca piceifrons (Central American locust)
Lineage: Eukaryota; Metazoa; Arthropoda; Insecta; Orthoptera; Acrididae
Exons: 7
Coding region: 1-828 (275 amino acids)
Source: RefSeq, a predicted model, not a curated record